This is a messenger RNA of Sordaria macrospora k-hell, 3387 nucleotides long. RefSeq lists its product as uncharacterized. Gene Ontology annotation, molecular function: molybdopterin cofactor binding; sulfite oxidase activity; molybdenum ion binding. Gene Ontology annotation, biological process: sulfur compound metabolic process. Lineage: Eukaryota; Fungi; Ascomycota; Sordariomycetes; Sordariales; Sordariaceae. The record is from RefSeq and is a predicted model, not a curated record.
AUGGCGACCGAAAGCGAGAAGCCGACCAUGUCCCAUUCCACCCCAUGGGAGGUGAGAGUGCAAGACCAUCCUGGUUCCAGCGCGGACGAGGUGAAUCAAGAGCCUGAUUGGGAGGCCAACCACUCACAUCGAAUUGGAUUCGUCAAUCAAGAUGACCGGCGUCCGGGACUCACGCACCCACGCGAGGAGUAUGCUGAGGAGAUCGAGGAUGCCCGGAAGCAGCUGGAGGAAAUGAGGAGCAAGGUCGACAUGGGCGAGUUGGUCAACUUUCGCGACAUCAUCCAGUCCCAGCGAGACUUCCACAUCAAGUACCCCGAGGAGAGGCCGCUGGGCUGGCGAUAUGUGUUGAACACGACCGAGGACUGGGUCAAGAACAAAGAACCGUGGCCUGCCAAUUUGCAGCAACACCAGAGGCAGGAGCCGGAGGAGGCCAAGACCAAGAAGGACAAGAACCAGGAGACAGGUGGAGGAAGGGGUGCUCAACCAGGUCAGGCGGUGUUGCGGGAAAGCAUGCCCGAGUUUGAGUGGAGAGCCGAUAACAAGGAGAAACAUCAAGAAGCACGCCAUGUCGAUUCUGAGUCCGGGGAGAAGGAGCGCAGGCAUGAGGGUGCCACCGGGAACGAGCAAACGGGCAGCGCCAACGUCCAUUUUACACCGCAGGAACUCUCCCUCCUCCACAGUCUCGAACACGACAAGGACGUCGUCUCCCAAUUCAAACAGCACGAUGGCAAGGGCAAAUCUCCCCAGACCCACAAUCGCACCUCCAUCGCCAUCGACGAGCAAGACCAAUACACCCCCGACAAUUGGCUCCCACGAUGUCCCGACCUCAUCCGCAUCGGCGGCAAGCACCCCAUGAACGCCGAGCCUCCACUCUCCCGUCUGUUUGAUGGCGGAUUGAUCACUCCCAACGAGCUGCACUAUGUGCGCAACCACGGCCCCGUCCCGCGUCUGAUGUGGGAAUUCCACAAGCUCGACAUCGAAUAUGGCGGCAGAAAGCUCUCGUUGAGCAUGAACGAGCUCAAGAGCCGCUACCGCGAGUCCGUCAUCAACAUCCCCAUCACCAUGGCCUGCACUGGCAACAGACGCAAGGAGCUGAACCUGAUCCGCAAGAGCAAGGGCCUGAAUAACGGCGCUGCCACUGUCGGUACGGCGUACUGGAAGGGACCCCUCCUCCGCGACGUCUUGAUCUCUGCCGGGGUGCCCAAGGAAUUCGGCAAGAGAAAGAACCCCAAGACAAAAGGCAUGCGGCACUGGGUCAACUUUGCCGGCGCAGACAUGCCGAGCGAGGGCCCGUACGAGACCUCCAUUCCCUUCGACUACAUCAUGGAUCCCGCCAACGACGUGAUCCUCGCCAUGGAGAUGAACGAUCUUCCUCUUCCCGCCGACUACGGUUACCCCGUCCGUGUCAUGAUCCCGGGCUACAUCGGUGGCCGAUGCGUCAAGUGGCUUCGUCGAGUAUGGAUCACCUCCGAGGAAAACAAGAGCUACUACCACACUUGGGACAACAGGCUGAUGCCCUCCUUUGUCACCGAGAAGGAUGGCAGGUUUGCAGAGGCCCUGUUCCACAACCCAAGCACCGCCUGUUACGAAAACAACCUCAACUCGGUCAUCGCCAAGCCUGCCCAGGGCGAGACCAUAGCUCUGAGCGACGUUGAGUGUGGCAAGAACUAUCGUCUCGCCGGCUUUGCCUACGAUGGCGGUGGUCGAGAGGUGCAGAGAGUUGAGGUCUCCCUCGACGGUGGAGAGAGCUGGCUCUACGCCACUCGUGAGUUUCCCGAUUCACCCCUUCGACACGGAAACAAGUUCUGGGCUUGGAUCCACUGGCACCUUGAUGUCAACAUCUCACAUCUCGUCCAGGCCAAGAGCAUCGCGGUUCGAGCCUUCAAUGCAUCCAAGAUGACGCAGCCAGAGAAGCCAACCUGGAAUCUCCUGGGCAUGAUGAAUAAUUCCUGGUACAUUGUCAAGCCCGAGAUCUUGACAUCCAGAGGUCAAGGGCCUGCCAUUGCCUUUCAUCAUCCCACCGAGGCUGGCGCUGCCGCUGGUGGCUGGAUGAAGCCAUCGAUGGAAGUGCUAAUGCAAGAAGCCAAGCAGCAGGGAAGCGCACCGGAAAAGCAGUUUACUCGUGAGGAGAUUGAGAAACACAACAAACUGGAAGACUGCUGGUUGGUCAUCGACAACAAGGUGUAUGAUGCUACGACUGUUCUGAACUGGCAUCCUGGUGGCAGAGCCGCCAUCUUAGCGCACGCAGGCAAGUGCCACCAAGAGACCACGAACGAGUUCGUCAGCAUUCACGAUGACUUUGCUUGGAAGAAGCUACAUGAAUGCAUACUCGGCCGCGUUACCAAUAAGACCGCCAACUUCAUCAGAGAGAGCGCAGAAGCAGCAGCAAAGGAGGAAGCAGAGCAAUCCCAGGACCAGAAAGAUCUUGCCCUUCAACGACGACGCUGGAUUCCCGUCAAGCUCGUCAACAGGCGGCAAGUCUCCCCCGAUACAAACACGUAUACGUUCCAGCUUCCCGAAGGAAAGACUGUUCUCGGCCUAGGUACCUGCCAGCAUCUCCAGAUCGGCUUCCACCUCCGAGACAAAAUGCUUAUCCGCCAAUACACUCCCACCCGACCAAUCCUGCCAGCCCAAGACAGCCAGGGCAGUCAGGGUCGUGGUGACGAAUCCUUGGGAAAACAUGAUCACAAGCUACCGAAGCAGCAUGUACACACCAGUGCCCAUCUCCAUCAAGACAAGCAGCACACUUCUCAACAAUCCAAGACCGCAGAAGAAGUGGCCAACUGUUCCCUAAUGGACGGCCAGUCUGGAACCUUUGACUUGACAGUGAAGACCUACUUCCCAUCCCCGUAUCAACCAGGCGGCGCACUAUCCAAUAUCCUCGACUGCCUUCCCCUCGGCUCUGAAGUUGAGAUCCGUGGGCCGACAGGUGACAUCAUUUACCACGGAAACGGCCACUUCUCCAUUGAGGGUCGCGACCGACACUUUUCUCGCGUGUCGCUCGUGCUAGGUGGGAGCGGUAUCACGCCUGGCUACGCAUUGAUGGCCAGGAUUCUUAUGACACCGGGUGACCGGACUGAGAUCAGGGUGGUCGACGCCAACAGGACAGAGCACGACAUCCUCCUAAAACAGGAACUGGACAUCCUCGAGGAAAAGAGCGACGGACAGAUGAAGAUUUGCCAUGUUUUGAGCCAGGCUGGGGAAGGCUGGGAGGGUGAGAGGGGAAAAGUUGAUGCGGGGAUUCUUAAGCGAUGCCUAUUCAAACCAGCGCAUAACAAUGUAGCACUGCUGUGCGGGCCGCCGGGGUUGAUUCAGGGGGUUGUGCUGCCGGCGCUGAUAGGGUAUGUCUCCGCAACCAUUCCACAUUGUUUGAAAACCCCGUUAUAG